AUGCCCCGACAGAUGCACGUCUCACUUUUCCUCCUGCUCCUGUUGUUUGUACAGCUAUGCAGCACGAGUGGAAUCCUCGCCCAGCAGUUGAGUAAAGUUGUGCGGGAGUUGCCCGUCAAAGGAGAGAAUGCAUCGCAGGCGUACACUGUCUACACGAGGGGACGCAAGCUGAUCCGCAUUAAUACUUCAACGAGGGAUUUGCAAAACGAGAAAAAGUACUGCAGCAAGGAGGGGAUGUCGAUCUGGGAUUUUGAGGGCAAUCCCAUCAAAUGCCACAACUACCAUGUCCUGAAGACAGAGGAUAUGCAAUACCUGAUAAAUGAAGUCCUUCCGGCAGCCGUGAAAUUGCACGCGGAUCGUCUGCUCGUUGACCGUGUGAAUGGUUCGUUGGUUGUUCCUGAGUUUGAAGAGGAUAGUGUGUGCAGCUACUUUACCGUUCCAGCUUCUCACCACUGCAAGGGUGUCAAUAAUACUGACAUGGUACUCUAUGUGGCGGCUAAGCCUGUGACCCCAUUUGCUACUAUUUGCGCCAGGGAUGAAUCUCGCCGUCCCAUUGCUGCUGGCGUGAACCUCGCUUUCUACAGGAAGUAUGGACUACGGUACAAUGUUCGCAUCACUGCUCACGAGAUUGCCCAUGCGCUUGGAUUUAACUACGAGGACAUGGUGAACGCCAGCAUGGUGUCCAACAUUACGGCUGUGCGUGGCAAGACCCGUGCGCUGGUGACAUCUAAUAAAACACUGGAGAAAGCAAGGAAGCACUAUGGAUGCGACAGUCUCAAGGGCAUGGAACUGGCUGACGACACGAACGGUAAAAAUGUGGUUUCGUCACACUGGGCCCAUCGCAUUGCGAAGGAUGAGCUGAUGAGCAGCUACACUGUAUUCGGUGCCGGCUACUACACUGCCUUGACGAUGUCUGUGUUUGAUGAUCUUCCAUAUUAUUCUGCCAAUUGGGGUAUGGAAGAGCCAAUGGCUUGGGGCAACAACUCUGGCUGUGAAUUCAUUAACGGUACAUGCACCGUCAACACAGAGAAUACAAAGACAACUACAAAAAUGUUCUGCAGUAGAGGAGUCUAUUCCCAGUGCACAUCUGAUCGCUUCGCCGUUGGGAGCUGCACAUCAGUCAUGGGGUAUAGAGUGUAUACUGAACCAGAUGACUGUCCGUUUGCGAAACCAGAACAUGUCUACACAUCUAAUGGUAUGCUUUCCGCUCUCUGUACCCUU
Trypanosoma theileri is the source of this 1221-nucleotide messenger RNA. RefSeq names its product surface protease GP63. NCBI's taxonomy places the organism in Eukaryota, Euglenozoa, Kinetoplastea, Trypanosomatida, Trypanosomatidae. Gene Ontology annotation, cellular component: cytoplasm; membrane. The transcript has a single exon. The record is from RefSeq and is a predicted model, not a curated record. Gene Ontology annotation, biological process: proteolysis; cell adhesion. The annotation marks the transcript as partial. Gene Ontology annotation, molecular function: metalloendopeptidase activity.